Nymphaea colorata (pocket water lily) is the source of this 1948-nucleotide messenger RNA. RefSeq names its product myb family transcription factor MOF1-like. Bases 400 to 1437 code for a protein of 345 amino acids. Lineage: Eukaryota; Viridiplantae; Streptophyta; Magnoliopsida; Nymphaeales; Nymphaeaceae. Gene Ontology annotation, molecular function: DNA binding; DNA-binding transcription factor activity. The record is from RefSeq and is a predicted model, not a curated record. The transcript has 6 exons.
GAGUGUGUGAUAGAGUUUAAAAGUUGGCACCGUUUUGCACCAUGUGAAGUGUGACUGAUGGUGUGAUGGGAGGUGGAGCAGGUAAUUUUGACACAAAAGAGAAGAGAAAAGGAGAAGAGGGGUUUAAGAAGGAAGGAAGCUUCAAGGGUUUAGUAGGCACCUUACCAAAGUUGACUUUUGCUGGAUAGAGGAAAGACAGUCGAAGUUUUGGAGUGCAUGCCUUUUCUUCUUCUCCCCAUAUCCUGAUGUUUGAUGGCUCUCAGAGCGAAUGGUGGGAAGGAAUGCUUUUCUUUAGCAUGCACGCUCUGAUUCAUUGGCGUUUAAUGGUGUGAUGACUUGUAGCUUGCCUUUACAAAGGCCUGAGAGGUGAAGCAACAGAGGGAAGGAAAAAGAGUGAAGAUGGGCACAUGCGGAAGGAAUGGAGCCGUGAGGCAGUACAUAAGAUCAAAGGUCCCCAGAUUGAGAUGGACGCCAGAUCUUCAUCAUUGUUUUGUUCAUGCUAUCGAAAGACUGGGAGGACAACAUACCACACCGAAACUUGUGCUUCAGCUUAUGGAUGUAAGGGGGCUCACCAUUUCCCAUGUUAAGAGCCAUUUGCAGAUGUACAGAAGCAUGAAGACUGACUUGAGUCGACAAGUCUUUUCUUCUACUGAAAUCCAUCCCACAAUUGCGAGAACAGCACAUCACGAUGCUGGAGAUGAAGGGGAUGCUACCGACCGUUGUGUUGUUAAUGAUGAUGACAUUAUCUCCUCAUCCGCAGUGAAAGUCUCAAACACCAUGCUGGCAGCAGGGUUCAAUUCUCAAUCCUUUCUUUAUCAUGGCGCCCUUCUUUCAGACAGUAGGCACGGGGGAAUGGUGGCAGAGAACUGUCCGGAUUUCCACAUCGAGUGCCCGGUUUAUUCACCACAAUGCAGCAGCAGCAGCAGCGGCAAAAGAAGAAUAAACAGCACAGUCUCCUGCUCGUACGCUUCUGAUAAUGGACAUCAGGGUUUGAGUCAUCAACAGGGAAUUGACAGUCUUAGAUGGCAGCAGGCAGGUGCUGGGGGAAUCGGACUCCUCUCCUCGCAAAAUCUUCACAACUUCAUUGCACUUGGAUUUGCGGAGAACCAAUCUGAUAUUCAGAAAAUGGGGGCAAUUCAGCAGCUCAUGGUACCAAAAAAACGGAAGCUUGAGGAGAGCAGGGAAUCUGCUUACUACCACUCCACAUCUGCCUCUUGCAGAGAAGCUGGACAAGCAACAGAUGAUUGCACUCUGUCUUUAUCACUCAAUACUGGCGACAAAAGGAUGUGCUCAUCCAAGUGCAACACUUCCUCAAAUAGUGAAACAAGUGAAGGGGAUUCCCAUUUCUCAAGGGCAGACUCGAAGGAAAAUGCUCUGUCUUCCAUGGGCAGUGGCCACAUAAACUUGGAUCUCAGCAUUUCUAUAUGUGGUUCUUAAGUCCAGCAAACUUAGGUUAUGCCACAGUUUUCCAUGACUCUUCUGUAUGGAACUCACACUGCUCAUCUGGCGUCCUGACGUCAGUCAUGCUGAAGCUCACAUAGCUUCUUUCCAGCUUGUCCAUAAUCUACUGAUACGUAUAUUUCAAAGAAGCAGUGCUUUUGCAGGGGAACUGUCAUGUGUUACUUCAUGUUGAACUAAUGUAUGACCACAAUGGGGUGGAGGGUUUAUAGGUUUAAAGAGCCCUUCCUUUUUCAGUGCAACCAAAGUUAAAAUGCUUUGGCCUGUCGUCAGGCGGUGCCCACAUGCACAUACAGAGGAUCAAUCAUUUCUGCGGUUCUUCGCCUAUCCUGCGAAGUAAAACCAUUUGGGAUAAAUUGACGAUAAACAAGCUUUAAUUUUGAAGAUAUGUCCAAUCUGUAAAUGAACAAAAGAAAUGACGUUCUCUGUUUGGUAACACUGAAAACGUUUUACGAUCUACCGUGAAGUUCGAAAGAUACCAAGUUAUUUG